AUGAGUUCAACGCAACCGGAAAGGUUCACGUAUAUGCUCAACUCACCACGUUGCCCAAGUGACGUCACAAAUGCUAGGAUAUUCAAUGAACCAUCAAAUUCGAUCGAUAUGGAUGGUAUGCACAGGGAAAUGCAAGUUCGCGUCGAGUAUUACGUUAACGAGAAUACCUUCAAGGAACGGCUUCAGUUAUAUUUCAUCAAGAACCAACGAUCGAGUUUAAGAAUACGACUGGCCAAUCUUUUCUUCAAACUUCUGACAUGUUUCCUUUACAUAUUCCGAGUUAUAAUCGACAACGAUCCAACCUUCGCAGCAUGUUACGGAUGUAUGCCAGGAAACAAAACGGAAUUUCUGGCUUCCCAAAAUUUAACCGAAGAAGAAUUUCAGGAACAUCCAACCAUCAAUUGGGAUGCAAUCUUAUGGGUAAGAAGGCCAUUGGAACUUUGGAUCGUACAGGUGAUCCUAGCUAUGGUUUCGCUCACGGAAGCCUUGUUACUUGCUUAUCUUGGCUACAAGUUAUUAUACCCACCAAUGAGAAAUCUAUUCAUCCCGGUAUUCUUAAAUUGUUGGUUGGCCAAACAUUCGUUGGAGAAUAUGUUUAAUGAUUUACACAGAGCCAUGCAAAAAUCUCAAUCAGCCUUGAGUCAACAAUUAAUGAUUCUUAGUGCAACGUUACUGUGCCUUGUCUUUACUAGCGUAUGCGGAAUUCAGCAUUUUCAGAGGGCAGGACAUAGGCACUUAAAUCUAUUUCAAAGCACGUAUUUCGUCGUGGUAACAUUUUCUACGGUAGGUUACGGAGACUUCGUGCCCGAUAUUUGGCCCUCGCAACUUUAUAUGGUUAUCAUGAUUUGUGUCGCUCUCAUAGUGUUACCAACUCAGUUCGAACAGUUGGCUUUUACCUGGAUGGAAAGACAAAAGUUGGGUGGCUCUUAUUCGUCGCACAGAGCUCAAAGCGAAAAACACGUAGUCGUUUGCAGUACAACCCUACACGCAGACACCAUAAUGGAUUUCUUAAAUGAAUUCUACGCUCAUCCGUUGCUGCAGGAUUAUUACGUCGUUCUCUUAUCUCCGAUGGAACUCGACACGACGAUGAGAAUGAUCCUGCAAGUACCUAUAUGGGCGCAAAGAGUGAUUUAUAUUCAAGGAUCCUGCCUGAAAGACGGUGACCUAGCCCGAGCCAGGAUGAACGAGGCGGAAGCUUGUUUCGUCCUUGCUGCGAGAAAUUACGCUGACAAAACGGCUGCCGACGAGCACACGAUACUAAGGUCGUGGGCAGUUAAGGAUUUUGCACCUAACGUUCCACAAUACGUUCAGAUCUUCCGUCCGGAGAACAAGCUCCACGUGAAAUUUGCGGAACACGUUGUUUGCGAGGACGAAUUCAAGUACGCCCUUUUAGCGAAUAAUUGUACGUGUCCCGGUGCAUCGACCUUGGUAACCCUUCUGUUGCAUACAUCGAGAGGACAGGAGGGACAGCAAUCGCAAGAGGAAUGGCACAGGCUCUAUGGCAAAUGUUCCGGCAACGAGAUUUACCAUAUAAUCCUGGGAGAUUCACGAUUCUUCGGGGAAUACGAGGGCAAGUCCUUCACUUACGCGUCCUUUCACAGUCACCGGAAAUACGGCGUUGCUUUGGUUGCCGUCAGACCAGCCGAACUUCCCGAAUUUUACGAAGACACUAUUCUACUCAAUCCCGGUCCCAGGCACAUAAUGAAAAAGACGGAUACGUGUUAUUACAUGAGCAUUACCAAAGAAGAAAAUUCAGCGUUUGUAGUGGCAAAUCAUCAAAGCGCUGCUGCCGAGCCUGCACAGGUAGUAGUCGAGACUACUAAAACAGAUGCGGUUAAUUCUGGUAGUAGUGGUUCGACGACGACAAAUACCAACACUACUACGAGUACCACGACGACAAUGAUUUCUUCGAGUAAUACAGCACCAACGACAACAACCAACAUUACAACGACCACAACAACCCUCUCGAUAAGUUGCAGUAUACCUGUUGGAACCGGUGGUUCACCUGCUGCUGCUGUUGCUGGAGGAGGAGCAGGAGGAGCAACUUAUCUCGAUCCAGGAGGGUUGGGAGAUUCUAGACAAUAUUUAAAAGAAGCAAGUUCUAGCCCACAAACGCCAAUUACAGGAAAUCAUUUGGACGUGCCGCGUUCAAUCGAUCCUAAUCCAAAUCUUCUCAGUCCAGAAAUUCUUACACAAAGAAGAGGAAGCAGAAGACCGAGUAUCCUUCCUGUGCCUGACAUGUUAACGAGCUCAACUUUACAUCUACCAGGACAAGAAUCCUUGGAUCAUGAGGGUGACGAAUCGGAAGACGAAAUGGACGAUGAUGUCCCAUGGAGAUCACCAAGUGAAAAAAUAGCAUUUAAAGGGAUAGUCAAGGGUUUUCCACCGGUAUCACCUUUCAUCGGGGUUUCACCUACUUUGUGUUACCUUUUGAAAGAAAAAAAACCCCUUUGCUGUCUGCAAUUAGCUCAGGUUUGCGAACAUUGCACCUAUAGAAACGCUAAAGAAUAUAACUGGCAGAACAAAACGAUCAUUCUCGCCGCCGAUUACGCGAGUAAUGGAAUUUACAACUUUAUAAUUCCUCUGCGAGCUCAUUUCAGAUCUAAAACAUCUUUAAAUCCGAUAAUACUUCUUUUGGAGAGAAGACCUGAAAUAGCUUUUUUGGAUGCUGUGUCGUAUUUCCCUUUGGUAUAUUGGAUGUUGGGAUCGAUCGAUUGUUUGGAUGAUUUACUUCGUGCCGGCAUCACAUUGGCGGAAAAUGUUGUCGUAGUGAACAAAGAAUUAAGCAAUUCUGCGGAGGAAGAUACUUUGGCAGAUUGCAAUACCAUCGUUGCAGUUCAAACGAUGUUCAAAUUCUUUCCAAGCAUAAAGAGCAUAACAGAAUUGUCCCAAUCGAGCAACAUGCGUUUCAUGCAGUUUCGGGCACAUGACAAAUAUGCUCUUCAUCUCAGCAAAAUGGAAAAGGUACUCCUCAGUGCUACUUCCGGUGACAACUACCACAAUGAGCCUCCGAUGGGCUCUCCGAGAGAAAAGGAGAGGGGAUCCCAUAUAUCGUACAUGUUUCGAUUACCAUUUGCCGCUGGGAGCGUAUUCAGUGCGUCCAUGCUCGACACCCUGUUGUAUCAAGCCUUUGUCAAGGAUUAUGUAAUAACAUUUGUGAGAUUGUUGCUCGGAGUCGAUCAAGCACCUGGAUCUGGAUUUCUCACGUCGAUGAGAAUAACGAAGGACGACAUGUGGAUACGAACUUAUGGCAGACUUUAUCAAAAACUUUGUUCGACUACUUGCGAAAUUCCUAUUGGGAUUUACAGAACGCAGGAUACAACAGUAUCGGAUACUUCGCACGGCGACUCAGACGCAGAGAGCGACGCCGGCGUCGGUGUGACGUACAAGGUACGCCAUUCGGCGGCUGCAUCGUGCCUUGCAAAUUGUUCAACCCGUGACAAGGGUACCUCAGCCUAUUCGGUGAGUCUCGGGGACGAGGCACGGGACAACCACGCUCAACAAAUCGAGAGGGCAGAAAUUGCAAACCUGGUGCGUUCGCGAAUGGAAUCAUUGAAUCUACCUGUAGCGGAUUACGACGACGUAUCGGAGAAACGUAACAGCCUGUCUUACGUAAUCAUCAAUCCUAGUUGCGAUUUGAAAUUGGAGGAAGGGGACAUAGUCUAUCUCGUUAGGCCGAGCCCAUUUUCGGCACAGAAGACCUUCGAGCGUCACAAUUCAAGGCGUAAGAGCAACAUCAGCUUCUGCUCGGCACAAUUAGUCUCGCAGAUGAAUGCAGCGGUCGCCUCGGCUGGAUUUCCCGGUGGUGGCCCGGGUAGCCGUCGAGGUUCGGCCAUUGGCUUGGCCAGACCACCCCCGUUAGGUACCACAAAAUCGAACUCUUUGUCUCUUCCCGACAGUCCUACAGUAGCCGGUACACUACGGGGCCGUUCCAAUUCCCUGAGAGUCGUCGAUGAUAUCCUGUUAAGACGUAGCAAUUCAUUGAGACAAGGACUCACGGUUUCGAGGAGGAAAAGCAGCCUGGAGGACAUAGGACUGGGUGCUCUACCACAUCCCACCAAUCACAAUCCUAUAAAGAUUGCGCUCAACGGAUCUAUCGGUUUGGAAGUUACCCCACCCGAGGAAGGUUCUUUAGGGGGUGGAGGUGGUGCCAGCAAUACAGGAAUACUCGAUGUCGGUCUCCCAUCAAUGCCGAGUAUUGGUCUUGGAUUCGGACCCUCGUUAGGGCCAGGAUUGUGCAGUUCCUUGGGUGGUCUGUACGAUCCCUCGACCCUACAAAGUCCCAUGGUGCAAUCACCCCAAUCACCGCAAAUUCAAGCGCCCACGCAGGAUCCACAGCACAUACAGGGGACGAUAGUAUGAUAUAAUCUUAUGUGGGGACGCAGACUAUCCGGCGUAGUGCGAAACAAAUGGCUCUAGCGUUUCCCACAUUAGUUAUUAGAAAUUACCUACGUCGUUUUAACGAACGUAGCGUGCUUCCCCGUAAUCAUCAACCGGUGGAAACCCCAUCACCCGUUUCAACCCACCCCGCCAUCCCAAUGCACACGAAUUCGUGCAUGGAAUUCCAAUGGAAAACGUGCAAAACCGCAUAAUUGCGACCUUUUACAUCGUUUAUCCAUAAUCCGAAUAGAACUUAUUGUUAAACGAGAUCCAAGAGAGAGUAAAAGAUGAUACUACACUCUUAUAUAUGAUGCAGCAGUAAUAUAUAUAUAUAUAUAUUUCCUAACAGUUUUACUCGUAACGAUUUACACAAACUGUGAUAUAUUAUUAUACUUUCAUAUGCGUUAUAUUAAUCUCGUUACGAUUUUCUUUUUCAAUUUCGAUUCGUUUGAUUGCUAUUUCUUUCUUUUUUUCUUCUUUUUCCUUUCUUUAAUUUAUUAACGAGAAUAAUUUUAAACAACAGCAACAACAAGAAAAAAAAAACACGAAAGUAUUACGACGAAAGAAUAUAAACAUUUUAAUCUUUUCGUUGAAUAAUUAAUAUCUAUGUGUUCAACAUGAUAUAUGUAUACAUAAUUGUCCGAAAAAAAAAAUACUUUUCUGAACGAUUUACUACUGUCAUCAUUACAAACAAGUCGUUCGCUUAGCAAACACAUGAUUGAUGAAACGAGAUAGAUUUUUUCGUCAAUCAUAAAUGGGGGGAGGGGUUGAACGUUGUGACAUGUUGAAAACAAAUGAUACAUACAUAAUGUCAGAUUCCUAACCAGAAAGAACCAACAAAUAUUAAAACACGUGGAUAUAUAUAUAUACAUAUAUAUAUCUAUUAAUCAUUUGAAAAAUCUAAAUAAUAUCGCGUCUUUCGAUCGGUGACAAAUAUCUAAUUUGGAAUUUUUGUUCUUUUUGUAUUAUGGAGACUGCGAAAGUAAAGCAUUAGAAAAAAAAAAAAAGAACUGCGGAUAUUUCGAUAGGAUCGUUAA
This is a messenger RNA of Polistes canadensis, 5417 nucleotides long. It is a transcript of the gene SLO2, whose product is annotated as potassium channel subfamily T member 2. The transcript has 24 exons. Gene Ontology annotation, biological process: potassium ion transport. Gene Ontology annotation, molecular function: intracellular sodium-activated potassium channel activity. Lineage: Eukaryota; Metazoa; Arthropoda; Insecta; Hymenoptera; Vespidae. The record is from RefSeq and is a predicted model, not a curated record. Gene Ontology annotation, cellular component: membrane. The coding region runs from base 1 to 4362 and encodes 1453 amino acids.